Messenger RNA from Lycium barbarum (goji berry), 1197 nucleotides. RefSeq lists its product as uncharacterized. The record is from RefSeq and is a predicted model, not a curated record. Lineage: Eukaryota; Viridiplantae; Streptophyta; Magnoliopsida; Solanales; Solanaceae. The coding region runs from base 197 to 793 and encodes 198 amino acids. The transcript has 2 exons.
ACUCUUUGCCUCACACCUCAUUUCGCCUUCACUUCCUCCAAAAAAAAAAAAAGAAAUAAAAAAAAAAAGAAAGAAACAAGUUGAAUUUUCUUUCUUGCUAGUUCUCCUUUACAUUGGAUGAGCUAAGUUGCAAGUUCAACAAGAAAUUGAAAGAACCACCCUUUUUUUGAUCCACCUCACAUCAAUAAUCCGGCCCAUGCCAUUUAUAAGUAGAUACCUAAAUAACAAGUAUAGGUCGUUGCGUAACAAUCUAUCUUUCAGCACGUACGUACAGAUUCUUUCACGACUUGGAGUGUUAACUUGUCUACUAAAAAAUUUCUUUACUCAAGAUUUCAGCGUCACAAUUCCAUUUUUAUCUAAAUUGCGGAUUGUUGAUAUGGAGAAUCAGUAUUAUGCACCGCCAAAUGUGGAUGCAUCUAGGCCAUCACUAGGAUUUCCACUUGGAACUGCUGUUCUGUUGGUUGUUAUAUUUAGCUUGAGUGGCAUAUUUUCUUGCUGUUACCAUUGGGAUAAGCUUCGCUCUCUCCGCCGCUCUUUUGCUGAUCUUGAAGCUGGCAUGGAUCCUACUUCUUUGAAAUCUAAGCAAAAUCACAUGAAUUGGAAGCAAAGCCAAAGCACAAUUUUGCCAGCAGUUUUAAUGCCAGGUGAUGAUGUUCCAAAAUUCAUAGCAAUGCCAUGUCCAUGUCAGUUUCCUAAACCGGAAAAGGUUGUUGAAGAGUCGCAGAAAUUACCGCCACCGCUACCUUCGCCUCCUAAGCCGCCACGCACGGUGGCAGCAGUACCUUUCUACUAGUUAAAAAAAAAAAGAGGAAAAAAAAGGUUUUCGAUUUAGGACUUGGAAUCACCAAAGAUGUGGUGCAGUGGAAUGAGACUGCUCUUCUCUUAAACAACAGUCGUGUUCGAAUCUUGGGUAAAUUUUUUUUUGGUAGGGAGGGCUUCUCCGAAAGGGCUCUAAGCGACGCGAAUUUGAAUUUAAUCGGGUUUCAAUACGAAUAUGAGACAUUGGGAAAAAAAAUUUAAGGACUUGGCCAAUUGGUGUAUAGUGUUUCUUUUUAAUCCAAAAGAUAACAUCUUAUAUUAAUUUAAUUAAGUUCUAUCAAUUGGUGUAUAGUGUUAGUGUAUAGAGUUGUAGUUCAAUUGAAUAAUGUACCAAUCUUUUUACUUGUGAAUACUAAUGAAAGUUGAACAAUUCCUUGA